UCGGCAGAGUUUCCUGAGGCAGCGAGAGAAGAGAAGAGAAACAUCGAGCUGCUCGCCAGAAGAAAUGCAUCCAAAGUCAAGGUUGAGCUGUGUAAAACUCUAUCUGUGUUCCAACCCAGCAGACAGUGCAGAGGAGCGUGCGGCUCUGAGGCGGACCGUGUUCCCCAAAUUCACAGAACACUGCAAACAAACAUUAGGCGUUGACGUCAGGGUGAUAGAUCCGUUUGAAUCCAGUGACCCCAGUCGCUGGCCAGAUGAACGCAGAAGACUGCAACUGAUACAAGAGUGCAGACAGAGUUCUGCCGGACCCUUUUUACUGGCCUUGGUCGGCCACCAGUAUGGCAGGCGCGGCCUCCCCGCACAGGUGCCAGUGUCAGAGUUCCAGCUGCUGCUGCAGGAGAGCCAGAGCGCUGGCGUCAGCACCAGGGCUCUGGAGAGAGUCUAUCAGCGAGACGAGAACACCGAGCCCCCUUCAUACUGUCUUCGCAGACCCUCUCAUCAGCCUGAUGCAGCAGGGAAGAGUGAGGAGACGGAUGAAGAGAACCUGACAGAAGUCUUCUUCAGCGCUGUGAGUCGGAGCGUGGCAAAUGGACUGCUGUCUCAACAAAGGGCCAAGCGAUUCACACAGUCAGCGCUGGAGGCGGAUUUGCGGUUUGCUCUGGAGGGUCGUCCUCCUGAUGACGUCAUCGGACGAUGUUUGGUUUACAUCAACAAUGUUGUCAAUGCGAACGGUGACAGGGGGAAGAAACAGAGCAGUUCCAGCCUGCAGCAGGAGCCAGAGAGCCCCGACCAGUUACAGUCUCUGACCCAGCUAUGUGAGGACUUUCUUCGUGGGCUCGUCACAUCCUGCGAGCUCUUGGUCUACACCACCACCACCGAGUGCGACCGUCGCUAUGGUUACACCGCAGCCAGAAGGCGGAGCUAUGCUGAGUCUCUUUGCCAACAGGUGUAUGUGGACUUGAUCGGCCUGAUGGGCCACUUCAGGCACCCGGACCUCUGGGAGGAGGGCUCGACCCACCAGCAGGAGGAGCUGUGUCACGUCCUGUCCACCUCAUAUGAGAUCACACGUCCAGAGGAGAAGGAGAUCAGAGCGUAUGUGAUGCAGAGUGACCAGCGUCUCCCCCUGGUGGUCACAGGAGGACCAUGUUCUGGGAAAACGGUGCUCCUUGCUCAUUGUGCUCAACAGAUAAAGUCCUGUUUUCCAGACCAGGAUCCUGUUGUGUUGACUCGUUUUUCUGGCUUCAUGGAUGAGACCUCCCCAAAGAAUCUGCUGAUCGACUUGUGUCACCAAGUCACUGCACAAUACUGCGGAAGCUCUGACCACCUGACUCUGGCUGAAGGGACAGGUUCCCCGGCAGGCUGCUGGCUGAGCUUCUCAAGUCAUGCAGAGGUGACAGAAAGCCUCUGGCUGCUCCUCAGCAGCCUGCCGUCUCCACGCCAGCCCUUAGUUCUGAUCUUAGACGGGUUGGAUCAGUUUGGAAUGACCUUUGCGACGGCAGUGAUGGGGGGUUUUCCCUCCCCGCUCCCUCCCAUGGUCAAACUCAUCAUCACGGUCUCCUCCAAACACUCGGAGGCCUUUAAAACUCCUCUGCAGCACCAAGCUCCAGGAUCUGUGUGUUUGCCUCUUGGGCCAGCAGAGCGGAAACAGUGUGUGUCCAUGUUAACCACCGCACUGCACCGUACGGGGAGGAGGGUGACGUCGGGGCAACAGGUGCUGGUGAACCAGGCGCUCACUUCCUGCUGUCUCCCUCUUUACGCUCGACUGCUGCACGUGCUCACCGCGCUGUGGCCUUCUGACCUUGACGUGUCCAGCUCAUCUCUGCCUGACGGCGUCCACUCGUCCAUAUCCGCGCUGCUGGACCACCUGGAGACGAAACACCGCCACUCCCUGGUGUCACGCACCGUCUCGUACCUCACUCUGUCGAGGGCCGGGCUGACAGAGGGCGAACUUUAUGAUCUUUUGUCCAGUGAUGUAUUGGUAGAGCAGCAGACUCAUUCAUCUGAGCUCCCUCAAGUUGAUUUAGAGAUGCUUCUGCUUGAUCUGAAGAGCUUUGUCAUCCGGAGGCACGUCGCAGGCAUGCAGGUUUUGACCUGGGUGAGCCGCCAUUUUGGUUUAGUCGUGGCUAAACGCUAUUUUACGUCUGAAGAGGCCACAGAAACGAUGCAUUCCAUCAUGGCGGACUACUUUAGCAUUGGCUGGUUAAACCCUCACCCUGCAGUGCCUGAACUGAACCAGGACGGCAGCCGACAAUGGGAGGAGUCGAGGUCACCCUGCCAUCAGGCCGUCUCCAGGAAAGUGGUGGACUUUGUCUAUCAUCUGCAAAAGAGCGAUCGCCAAGCUCUGACGGAGGCACUGAUGGUGUCAUUUGAGUUUCAUCAAGCUCUGGUGGAGGCAGGACUUUUGAGGGAGCUGGUGCGCUUGAUCAGGAGCCACACAGACUCGCGAGAGGGAGCAGUUCUAGCAGCCGUGCUCACGUCUUCUGCCUGCACCCUGCAGAGAGCGCCUCACAAUCUCAGCACUGCCAUGGAAACCAGCCUCCUCCCCUACCUGGGAGUCUUGAGGCUCCGCAGGUAUGUGACUGAGAUCUGUCAGGUGACGAGAAGGCGCAGCUGUUUGCUAGCUGUCCUGCUCUCUCCUGCCCCCUCCAGCGUCCCUCCUAUUGAGCGCCUUCUACCUGAUGCUGGCUUUUCAGACGUGGCACAAGCAGCAGGGACUGAGAAUGGAGUUGUUGUGGAAGUGAUGGCCGACGGCUUGGCUUGGUUCUGGACUGGUCCAGAUCGCCGUCUUUCUCCAGUGAUUCUGGACUGUGAGCAGACUGACGUGAAGCUUGCUGGUGUGAAAAGCAGUGAUCGGUGUUUGCUGCUCUACACGCGAUGCAACAGAUUGUUUUUUUGGGAUACUCUGGCUGCAGAUACCUUCGUGGAAGUGAAGGAUGCUAUGCCAUCGGAAGCAGGAGGUGUCACACUGAACACAGUGGCAGGGUUUGCUGCGUGUCCAGGGAGCUUCUGUGUGUGGUGGAGAGAUGAGAGCUUUGCUGUUGUGUUCGACUCUCACAGUGAGUCUGUGACACACCUCCACUGUCAGGACACUGUGACGUGUGCUGCGCUCCCUCCUGACGGUUCCUAUGUGUACUGCGGACAGGAAAGCGGAACCAUUUCUAUAUUCGACAUGUUGACUACGAGUUUAGUGAGCAACUGUUCCAGCACAGAGAAUGUGGGAGUAGCUUUAAUAAUCUUGUCUGCAAGCAUGCAAGAGGUGGCGUGUGUAGGCCAAACUGGAAGUGUGACUGUUUGGGCCGUUGAAACACAACCACCCCGGCGGGUCAAGGAGAUUUUUUCUGAAUCCAGAGAAAUCCUCCACACAGACUAUCUGGAAGACAUCUUGACUUUGUUGCUGUGUCAGCGAAACCAGGUGGCAUUAUGGGAGACGUGCACAUGGGAGAUGAGUGACCAGUUCAUGGCUCCACCAGGUAAAGCCUUCGCUCAGGCUGUGCUCUCCCUGGAUGGCCACCUGCUGCUGGCUUUGUUGGACUCGUGUGCCGUGGUGUUAGUGUGGCAGGUGGCCACUGGAGAGUGUGUCCUCUCUUUGGACUCGAGCGAUCGGCCGGUCAAACUCCUCCGAACUCUCUCUGAUAUCAUAUGCGUCACUGCUGAUGGCAGCCUCUCUGUCUGGGACUCCGAGAUGAUAAGUGCCGCCGGCGCAGCUCCAAGAAUGAGAAGCGCUGUGAAAGACGUGGUGGUGGAGCGCUUGGGUCAGUGGUUCUACACCUCAGACGGUUCCGAGGCGGUGUGGAGGUGGACCCUGAAGUCAGGUAGGCCUCAGGACAGUUUCCUGCAUGACAACCCGGUGGAAAAAGUCCGACUGUCUUUGAGCGGCGCUCACCUUGUCACCCUCUCAGCUGGGGAAAUCUAUAUUUGGCACACAGAAACGGGUCAGAACACUUGGAGGAUCAGUGGCAGCGCAGCUUCUGAUGUUUUGAUCGCUCCAAAUUGCAAGUUUGGUGUGAGCCUUUCGGAGCAGGGGCUCUCUCACGUCUGGAAGCUGGCUCACGGGAGCGUGGUAUGCAGCAUGAACUUGUUCCUAUCUCCUGCCCGGAUCACAGCGGAGAGCACUUUCCUCGUCGGUCUUCGCUGUGGAGAUCUGAUCGCUGCCAGUCUCUGGUCAGGCAUGAUAAGUAAACGCUUCUCUUGUGUCGCCAGCUCACAGCAUGUUGUGGCUUUUGAAACACUGACCGCUCACCCAGACUUUGUGGUGGUGAUGGUCGCCUCUGGUGGGAUGUACACCUGGAAGGUGUCAGAAGACACGCUGUGCAAGCACUUCCAGUUACCUGACAUGCUUCACUGUCAACCAGAUGCCUUCCAGAUGUCCUCCAACUUUGCUCUCCUGUCCACUGAGAACGAGUGCAUCCUUCUCUUGGAUUUAUCGGAAAGCAGACUCCUCACGCUUAAAGUGGAGGGUGGUGUUCAGAAAGCCUGCUUGGACAGGGCAGGACGCUUUGCUGCUUACGUGUCAGAAGAUACCACCUGCUCCCAGCAGGUGAGGCCAGUUCUCACCGUGGUUCGGCUUGUGGACGUUCAGAGAAUGGGCAGCGUGGUGCUGGCAAAGAGACUCUCCGCCCUGGUUUGGUCGGAGCUGCCGUGUGUGUUUGUGGGAUUUGAGGACGGGUCAGUCGCCGUGUAUACGGUCUCUGAUCUCAUAAACAAACCAGGGUUUUGCGGACACCAGGACCGUUUUGACAGAACUGUGAAUGGUUGUCCUUUUGACAGAGAGCUGAGCAGGUGGUUCCCACUGGCCAGAGCUAAUAAGAUGUGGCCAAAGUACAGUUCAGAUGAAUGUAACCCUGGGUGUCACACUGCAAGAGACUUGGAACUCCUUAAAUAAAUGUUGCUUAAGAA
This is a messenger RNA of Synchiropus splendidus (mandarinfish), 4896 nucleotides long. Its product is annotated as NACHT and WD repeat domain-containing protein 2-like. The record is from RefSeq and is a predicted model, not a curated record. The transcript has 10 exons. Bases 65 to 4882 code for a protein of 1605 amino acids. Lineage: Eukaryota; Metazoa; Chordata; Actinopteri; Syngnathiformes; Callionymidae. Gene Ontology annotation, molecular function: protein binding.